Messenger RNA from Petromyzon marinus (sea lamprey), 4306 nucleotides. RefSeq names its product kelch-like protein 9. Gene Ontology annotation, biological process: protein ubiquitination; regulation of cytokinesis. Gene Ontology annotation, cellular component: Cul3-RING ubiquitin ligase complex. The record is from RefSeq and is a predicted model, not a curated record. Gene Ontology annotation, molecular function: cullin family protein binding; ubiquitin-protein transferase activity. Lineage: Eukaryota; Metazoa; Chordata; Hyperoartia; Petromyzontiformes; Petromyzontidae.
GUUUGUGGGGAAUAAUAGCCAUUUUAUAUACUUUUUAGGCAUAAGCAAUUAAAAAUUAACACUUAGUACCCAAGAACAAAAAUUGUGUUACAUAGUGAUUUAUCAUUCUCAAUAGAACACUGUUGAGUAUGACAACAUGCCUCAAACAUGUAUCAUCAUCAUCAAUUGAUUUCUUACUACUCAAAAGAUUAUCAUGACCUCAUUAAUCAUCAUCAUCAUCAAUAUAACCACCACGAUCACCUAAGCAACGAUGUUUGUGGUUGCACUGUUUUUGAGCAGCGAUAACAAAGAAAGUUCUUGGCUGGCGGGCAAGGCGUGCUAGCUUUGAUGUGUUUGUGAGCCCUACAUUACAUUGAAUCAAGCGGGGGGUAGGCACGGAGGGAGGGAGAGCGAGAGAGAGGGCAUAAGCCUCGUGAAUCUCUUCCGUGUAACGUUUGUGAGCAGGUGGUAAGCCAGCAUGGGCAAAGCAACUGGGCAAAGGCUACGAUCCAAAUAUCCACCCUACCCCCACCUCUCUCUCUCCCUAAAGCAACGCACGCCAGCCGGCAAAUCUACGCUCAUCCGUUCACUCACUCACUCCCGAGUCUCGGGCACUUACAACGUUAGCUAUGCCUUCUGUCCGUGUCCAGGCUGUCAUUCAAUCAUCAGCAUCACCACCACCACAAUAGCCAUCAUCAUUACUACUAAUACCACUAUCACAUUAUCAUUAUUAUCAUCACAAUUAUAAUUCACCGCUCGUGUGGGAAGGGGACCGAUGGGCCAAGAUUUCAGGAGAUAGGCUGUGACUGGUGGUGGACUGGAGGAAGCGCGCAGAGGCAAAGCAAAGGUACAUGGGCGAUGAGGGCAAGGCCGGCAUGAGAGCCCUGCCCAUGGAGGGAGAGCCCUGCUCCCGGGCAGCACUGGCGGUGUCAAACUGCAAGCCAUCCGGGGGCACACGCGUGUUCACCAGCAACACGCACAGCGCACACGUGGUACAGGGCUUCGAGCGGCUGCGCUCCGAGGGGCACCUGUGCGACGUGACGCUGCUGCCAGGAGACGGGGACGAGGCUUUUCCCGUGCACAGGGCCAUGAUGGCCUCCGCCAGUGACUACUUCAAGGCCAUGUUCACAGGCGGGAUGAUGGAGCAGGAGCAAGGCUGCAUCCGGCUGCACGGCGUGAGCGCCGCGGGGCUGCGUCAGAUCGUGGCGUUCAUCUACACGGCGCGCCUGCCGCUCAGCAUGGACUCGCUCGCAGACACGCUGGAGGCCGCCAGCUUCCUGCAGAUCCUGCCCGUGCUCGCCUUCUGCAAGGACUUCCUCAUCUCCGAGGUGACUCUGGAAAACUGCGUGGACGUCGGGCGCAUCGCCACGGCGUACCACCUGCCCGAGGUGGACAAGUACGUCAACGCCUUCCUGCUGCGCAGCUUCACGUCCCUGCUGGCCACCGGCGAGUUCCUGCGCCUGCCGUUCGAGCGCCUCGCCUGGGCCCUGGGCAGUGACUCGCUGCGCGGCUGCUCGGAGCUGCAGCUCUUCCAGGCCGCCUGCCGCUGGCUCCGGCACCCGGUGGACGCGCAGGGCGACUCGCUGUCGCCGGCGCGCGACGCCGCCGCCGUGCCCGGCGCGGCCGAGAGGGCGUCCGGCUCGCGGCUCGAGUUCGCCUCCCGUCUCAUGAGUCGCAUCCGCUUCCCGCUCAUGUCGCCGCAGGAGCUGCUGGCGCACGUGCAGACCGUGGACUUCAUGCGCUCCGACGCCGCCUGCCUCAACCUGCUGCUGGAGGCCAGCAACUACCAGAUGCUGCCGGCCAUGCAGCCGGUGCUGCAGUCGGAGCGCACGCGCGUCCGCUCCGACGCGACCCACCUGCUGGCGCUGGGCGGCGUGCUGCGCCAGCAGCUGCUGGUGUCGCGCGACAUGCGCAUCUACGACGAGCGGGCGCGGCGCUGGCGCUGCCUCACGCCCAUGGACGCGCCGCGGUACCAGCACGGCAUCGCCGUCGUGGGCAACUUCCUGUUCGUGGUCGGCGGGCAGAGCAACUACGACACGAAGGGCAAGACGGCGGUGGACACGGUGUUCCGCUACGACCCGCGCUACGACCGCUGGGCCCACAUGACGCCCCUCAACGAGAAGAGGACCUUCUUCCACCUCAGCGCGCUCAACGGGCGGCUCUACGCGGUGGGGGGCCGGAACGCCUCGGGGGAGCUCGCGACGGUGGAGUGCUACAGCCCGGCCUCCAACGAGUGGACGUUCGUGGCGAGGAUGAGCGAGCCUCACUACGGCCACGCCGGCACCGUCUACAGUGGCCUCAUGUACAUCUCGGGCGGCAUCACCCACGACACCUUCCAGAAGGGACUCAUGAGCUACGAGCCCGAGACCGACCGCUGGGCCCAGCGCGCCCCCAUGUCCACGGUGCGCGGCCUGCACUGCAUGUGCACCGUGCGCGAGCGCCUCUACGCCAUCGGCGGCAACCACUUCCGCGGCGCCAGCGACUACGACGACGUCCUCUCCUGCGAGUUCUACUCGCCCGCCAGCGACCAGUGGACGAGCGUGGCGCCGAUGCCGCGCGGGCAGAGCGACGUCGGGGUGGCCGUCUUCGGCGAGCGGGUGUACGUCGUGGGCGGCUACUCGUGGAACAGCCGCUGCAUGGUGGAGAUCGUGCAGCGCUACGACCCCGAGCGCGACUCGUGGGAGCGCGCCUUCGACCUGCCCGAGUCGCUCGGCGGGAUCCGCGCGUGCGCCAUCACGGUGCUGCCGCCCGCCGACGGGCAGGGCGGCGAGGACGCGGCCGGGGGGGCUCAGACGCCGCAGCAGCAGCAGCCGCCGCUGCAGGCGCAGCAGCAGCUGCCGCACGAGAGAGGCGCGGAGGGUUUGGAGGCGUCGCCGCAGCACGAGGGAAUCGCUCACGAUCCGGAACAAAACACGGCUGCACGCGGGGUCACCCGAGGGGACACCCGAGGGGAUACCCCAGGGGACACCCGAGAGGAUACCCGAGGGGAUACCCGAGGGGACACCCACGCUCAACCUGGUGCCGCUUCCCGGAUCGUCGCGCUCGAUGCUGCGGACCAGGCCUAUCCAGGAGGCCUGCCUUGGGGGCGAUGGAUCGCGGUGACACCGGAGGAACAAUCGAUACGGCCCACGAAUGGCUUAGAGCGACUAAACUAGUACCUUCUUUAUUCCUGAGCGAAAACGCUCCGGAGAUGCUCGUGAAUACCACGUUUCGCAGAUAGUGAUAUUGGCCUACGAAAACCUUUAAUAAAUGCGUAAACAUUAAAUAUCAUCACUUUACCUCAUCCCUUCAUCUCGUCACUUUCUCACGUAACAUUCUCUCAUCACUUUCUCUCUCUCUCUCGAUGCAGUUAUGUAGAUUUCCAGAUGCGAUUCGCGGAUUGCCAAAAUCGCGGAUUGCCAAAAUCGCGGAUAGCAAGUUCAUGAAUAACGAUGGAAUACUGUACUACUAUUGCUAACUAUUGGCAGCCUAUUUAUUGUUUUCCAUUCAUUGAAUAUCAUACCUGUCAACCCCUUAUCAGUGCCUACCUUAUUGCAGACCAAUUCAGACCUUAUUGGUCACCCCGUGACUCUUAUAAAUUUCAACGUUAAUCCUAUAAAGUCCCAUCACAAGGGAGAAAUUCCCCUGUACAAGAAUACCGGUAAAACGUAUGGGUUGACAGGUAUGGUAUAUGUCCAGAAGUAGGAUACUAAUAACUAAAUAUAUUUAAAUGCACUGCUCUAUGAACCCUGAGAUCUGCAUUUGAUUCCUGGUCACAUCAGGGUGGUGAGUGAUCAUCAUUAACUGAUUUUGAUGAAGCUACGUUGUAGUGCUUUGGGGCUCUUGUUGCAAAUGACAUUAGUCCAUUUCGGGGGAAAUGGUGAAAUAAAUGGUUAAAUAAAGGUCACCAUUCCCAGGAUGCACGCAGCGUCUCCAAGUCCUUGAGCUCCGUGCAAAAUUAGAUUUCAAUCGGGGCAGCCGCCGCUCAGAGCACAAUAGCGACGAUGAAAGGAAAAAAAAAUUCCACAUCGGGGAAAAUAAAAAUAAAUAAAAACAAUUCCCUAAGAAAUCUGUUUGGAAGAAGAGAGAGAGAGAGAGAGAGGAAAAAAAAAACCAACUGAUCUGUUUCCACAGUAGCCAGAUGUUUUAUCCUCGGGCUUUUCAGCUAAAACGAUUUGUGUUCCCAAGCCGCGAGACAUUGCCGGCAUUCGCAUUGAACGUCCAGAUCGCAAACUCUCUCCUCUCUCUCUCUCUGUCUCUCUCGCCUUUUGUGGCGAUGCGAUUCGUCCGGAUUUUGCUUUGUUCCGAAAACUGAUUAUUACGAAAAUAAAGUCCCAAUGGAAAUUAA